Myxocyprinus asiaticus (Chinese sucker) is the source of this 2955-nucleotide messenger RNA. Its product is annotated as tyrosine-protein kinase Lyn-like. Gene Ontology annotation, cellular component: extrinsic component of cytoplasmic side of plasma membrane. The transcript is spliced from 13 exons. The coding region runs from base 99 to 1607 and encodes 502 amino acids. NCBI's taxonomy places the organism in Eukaryota, Metazoa, Chordata, Actinopteri, Cypriniformes, Catostomidae. Gene Ontology annotation, biological process: cell surface receptor protein tyrosine kinase signaling pathway; cell differentiation; innate immune response. The record is from RefSeq and is a predicted model, not a curated record. Gene Ontology annotation, molecular function: ATP binding; signaling receptor binding; non-membrane spanning protein tyrosine kinase activity.
CUACCAACAUCCAGUUACUUUAACUUCUGUGGUUCAAAUAGUAGCUUCUGUCAGGUCUGCUUCAUUCUUCUGAGUUGGAAUACAGAUUAUUCGGUGGGAUGGGUUGUGCGGGUUCUAGGGCAAAUAAUGGUAAAGCCUUGGAGAAAAAGAAUACACAGACACCUAAAACCAACCGCUACAGCAGCGACCCGUCAAUGACAGAGAGAUCUGCAUCCCUGCUUCCUGGACAGAUUCUACAAAAUGUGGAUGCUUGCAUGGCUCAGGAGCAAAUUGUUGUCGCCCUGUUUUCUUAUGAGCCUUUGAAAAAGGCAGAUUUGGGCUUCAAGAAGGGAGAGAGGCUCAAAAUACUAAAAGCGGAUGGUGAUUGGUGGACAGCCAAAUCUUUGUCCUCAGGACGUGAGGGUCUUAUACCUUCAAACUAUGUCGGAUCAGCUGGCAGCAUGGACACAAAUGAAUGGUUUUUUAAGAACAUUAGCAGAAGGGAUGCUGAAAGACAACUGCUGGCCCCCUCAAACAAAGCAGGAGCCUUCCUCAUUCGGGAGAGUGAGACGACUCCAGAAAAUUUCUCCAUGUCAGUGAGAGACACGAGUCCUGAUGGUUCAGAUCAGAUCAAGCACUAUAAGAUCCGCAGACUUGAUAAUGGAGGAUUCUACAUUUCUCCUCGAAUCACCUUCAGAAAUUUAGAAGAUCUCAUCAAACACUACCAGAAGAAUGCUGACGGCCUUUGUAGACGUUUGGAUAAAGCAUGUGUAAAGCCUCAAGUCGCCACCUCGUGGGAUCAGGACGCCUGGGAGAUCAGAAAAGACGCGCUGCGUAUGAUAAAGAAACUUGGGGCUGGACAGUUUGGAGAGGUCUGGAUGGCGUACUAUAAAAACAAGACUAAAGUAGCAGUGAAAACACUGAAGCCCGGCAGUAUGACAGUGGAAGCAUUUCUCCAGGAAGCAAACCUCAUGAAAACCCUUCAGCACAAGCGGCUUGUUCGUCUCUAUGCUGUAGUGACCAAAACCCCACCAAUCUACAUCAUCACAGAGUAUAUGGCUAACGGCAGUCUAUUGGAUUUCCUGAAGAGCCUAGCCGGCAGAAAACUACAGCUUCCUAAACUCAUCGAUUUUUGUGCCCAAAUAGCAGAGGGCAUGGCAUAUCUUGAAAAGAAGAACUUCAUCCACAGAGAUCUGCGUGCCGCUAAUGUACUUGUAAGUGAAAGUCUGCUGUGUAAAAUUGCAGACUUUGGCCUAGCCAGAGUCAUCGAAGACAACGAGUACUCAGCGAGAGAAGGAGCUAAAUUCCCCAUAAAAUGGACGGCCCCUGAAGCCAUUAAUUACGGUUCCUUUACCAUUAAAUCCGACAUGUGGUCUUUUGGUGUUCUUAUAUAUGAAAUUGUCACCUACGGCAAAGUCCCCUAUGCAGGCCUGAGCAAUAGUGAGGUGAUGGUGAAAGUUCGGCAGGGAUAUCGGAUGCAGUGUCCUGAGAACUGCCCUCAAGAGCUCUAUGACAUCAUGAAGAUGUGCUGGAAGGCCAAACCCGAGGAGAGACCCACAUUUGAAUACACGCAGAGUGUCCUGGAGGAUUAUAACACGGCCACUGAGGGCCAGUACCAACAACAAUAAGACAAUAACUCCCAUGCCAACAGGACAGUUAAAGGAGCCCUUAAUGAACAUGUACUUGAGUACUUGACACACAAUAUGUCCAUUGACUAUUUUUAUUCAAUAUUUUAGGUUUAAAUGUAUAUGAAUGUAUAAAGGAAAGAGUAUAUCUGAGGCACUGUAACUGUUCACCAACAAUUUUUAAUCACCUUUUUUGCUUUCACUAGUUAAUUUUCGUUGUCCUACAGUGUGACUAAUUUAAGUAUAAAUAUAUAGGGACUUGGUUUUUCAGUUCCUUUGAUCAGUUUUUAGAAAACAGAACAGAAUGUAAAUUAUAGUGUCAAAUUUAAUAUGUGCGAUAACUCAACUAAAAAUUAUCACUAUCCACAUUUAAUUAAUUGCAUGUGUUAAGACAAUAAUUAUGAGAGACCUAAUUAUACAUAUACUAGCAUAAUACUAUUAUAUAUCUUUGAGCCACUAACCAAUGUACAAGUGUCUAUUUGAGAAAUAGACACCUCACAUGUCCUCAGCUGACAGCUUCAUUGAAUUCUACCCGCUCAACACCAGUUUCAUGUACAACAGUAAAGAGAAGACUCAGGUGUGCAGGCCUUAUGGGAACAAUUGCAAAGAAAAAGACACUGUUGAAACAGACUCAUGCCCUACUUUGCAGGUCUUCUGAAGCGAUACAAUAGAUUUGGGUAAGGAACAGACCGAAGUUAUUUGCGGAAAAUUGUCCCCUCCACUGCAGCUCUAAAAGAUCUCAAUUUGGCAUGUCGGUCUUGCACAAAGCUAUCAUAUGACUUCAGAAGAACAAAAGACAAUUUCAUUUUAACCCUACAAGUUUGCCUUGGGAAAAGGAAUACUAAAGAACAAGUUGAAUACGGUGCAAGAGUAACAUUUUGAUGGUGAGGACAGAAGUCACGAGUCAUGUUUUUUUUUGUUUUUUUUUUCCUUAACCAGUGUUCGAGGUUUAAUACAAGUUAAGCUUAAUUGACAGCAUUUGUGGUAUAAUUGUUGAUUACCACAAAAUAUUUCAACUUGUCCUUCCUUUAUAUAUAAAAAAAAGUGGUUAAAGCACUUAUAAUGGAAGUGAACAAAACAGUCCAUAAAUGUUAAAAUACACAGCAUUUCAAAACAUAAAGGGAUAGUUCAACCAAAAAUGAAAAUUCUCCCAUCAUUUAUUCACCCUCAUGCCAUCCCAGAUGUGCAUGACUUUCAUCUGCUGAACACAGAUUUUUAGAAACCUAUUCCAGCUCUGUAAACAUUUUCAAACAAAAAAUGUAUUAGUGUGGACUCAGCCCAAGAUUGAGUCAUGUGACCCUAACAUGGCAGCCCCCAUGAGGGGACCCUCUCCAUGUAGAAUAAAACAGCU